This is a messenger RNA of Nipponia nippon (crested ibis), 1698 nucleotides long. The record is from RefSeq and is a predicted model, not a curated record. Lineage: Eukaryota; Metazoa; Chordata; Aves; Pelecaniformes; Threskiornithidae.
AUGGCAGAUGCUCCCGGGGAGAAAGGGCCCGUGAGCAGGAUUCAGGCAGCUGCUUCCCGCGUGACCUGCUGCGAGCCUCUGGAACCCAGGAGAGAGGAUGUCUGCUGUGGGACCAGUCACGAUGGCCUCUGCCUACAAAUGUUGUGCCUUGAACUGCUGGGCUCCGAAACCCCUUGGCCGUAUCUCGGUAUGCUUUUAUUUGCUCGUCACGCUGCUGCCGUGCCGGGAGACCUGCCGCUGGGCUCCGGAGCUCCAGGAGCCGCCCAGGGGCGAGGUAGCCUUUUGAAACGGACCCAAGAGUGCCCCCGCGUCCUGUCAUCGCCUGAAGACUUGCCACCACGGUUUCUGGUGGUGGCAUUCACGGACGAGUCUCACGGAAAUAGAGCGGGUGGUGGGGGGCGGUUAAGCCUUUCACAGGCAGCAGAAGAAAGUGCCUGUAAAGUGGGGAAGAGUUUUGGGUUGGGCCAGGAUGUUUCGCGUGGUGCCGGGGUUGAAAACAAGAGCUGGGAAGGAAGCCCGUGCCCUCGCCGGUUUCAGUUCUUGGCCCCUGUAAAACUUGCAGGGGCAAUAUUGCCGGCGCGCUCGGAGGGGAUCAAAUAUAGGUUCUUUGGAGAGCCUGUGGUAGAAGCUUGUGUUGAAAAUGGUGCAAGCUGCAUCGACAUCAGUGGAGAACCCCAGUUUCUGGAAGGAAUGUACCUGAAAUACAACGAAAAAGCUGCGGAGAAGGGGGUCUAUGUCGUUGGAAGCUGUGGCUUUGACUCUAUACCAGCCGAUAUGGGAGUACUGUACACCAGAGACAAGUUGCAAGGUACCUUAACCGCUGUGGAAAGCUUCCUGACGGUGAAAUCUGGGCCUGAGGGUGCUCGUAUACAUGAUGGGACCUGGAAGUCAGCUGUUUAUGGCUUUAUGGAUCAAGACAACCUGAGGAAGCUUCGAAAAAAGAUAGGAUAUGCCCCUGUUCCAGUAGUUGGUGCAAAACUUAAAAGAAGAGGACUUGUGUUUUACAAUCGGGAAUUCAGACAGUACUCCAUGCCAUUCAUGGGAUCUGAUGUUUCUGUUGUGAAACGGUCUCAGCGUUAUUUGUACACAGAGUUUCAGGAAACACCUGUGCAGUAUGGUGCUUAUGUGAACAUAGGUGGUCUUGGCUCUGUUAUCAAGCUGAUGUUUGCUGGCAUUUUAUUUCUUCUUCUUGUGAAGUUUAGCUUUGGAAGAAAACUUCUGAUAAAAUACCCGGAAUUUUUCUCUGCCGGACGCUUCACGAAGAAAGGACCAACCCAGAAACAGAUUGACGGAACCUCUUUUACAAUGACUUUUUUUGGCGAGGGUUACAGUGAGGGGCAAGAUCCCCAGAAUGGCAAACCGAAUGUAAAGAUCUGCACUGAAGUGAAAGCACCAGAGCCUGGCUAUGUUACUACAUCAGUUUUAAUGGUUCAAGCAGCUCUGUCUCUUCUGGAAGAUGCAGCUUGUCUGCCUAAGCAGGGUGGUGUAUAUUCUCCGGGAGCUGCCUUCUCUAAAACAAAACUCAUUGAUCGCCUCAACAAACACGGCGUUGAGUUCUCUGUUAUCAGCAAGCCUGAAGUCUGAAGUCAAAACGUAACUGUAGGAACUAACACCUUUUCUGAGUCUAACUCCAACAAAACUCAUUUGGCUGUAAAAGCCGAGUUGUAAAAUAGUUUCACUGUGCUAUUGUUUACAGCA